GAGUCCUCACUCUCUCAGUGUCUCUCGCUCUCAGUCAGUCUCCACUUUACACCUCAUCUCACAGAUCGAGAUGCCAUCGUAGCCGUCCGUUUUCUCUCGACGAAGAACCGAUCAAGAAGCAAAGCAAAUCGAUCCAAACGCCAACUCCGGGAAUCAGUUUUUUGUUUUUACUGCUUCUUCUUCUUCUUUUUUCUCUGAAAAACAAAAACAAUGGAACAAACUUGUUAGUUCCAAUUCUGCCGCAAAAGGACUCCGAUUCGUGAAACGAUGGCGUUUUGGUGGCCUCUGAUCGUCCUCGCUUUCGCUUACGCCAUUUGUAGGUUCCUCUUGAUGCUCAUCCCUCCCAAUGUGCCUUCCAUUCAAGUCGACGCUUCUGACGUGUUGGACGAUGGGAAUCAGACGCAGGAGAACAGUUUCAUAUAUGUACCUCCGAGGGGAAGGACACAGCAGUCGGAGACAAAGGUUCAGUGCUAUGAACCUGCAACCAUGAAAUACCUGGGAUAUUACCCUGCAUUGACUCCUGUUCAGGUCAAGGAGCGGGUAGCACUAGCAAGGAAGGCACAGAAGACAUGGGCAAAGAGUAGCUUCAAGCAAAGACGCCUGUUUCUUCGGAUUCUUCUCAAGUAUAUAAUAGAACACCAGGACCUUAUAUGUGAAAUAUCUUCACGUGAUACGGGGAAGACAAUGGUAGAUGCGUCUUUAGGGGAGAUAAUGACAACGUGUGAGAAGAUCACUUGGCUUCUUUCAGAGGGUGAGCGGUGGCUAAAGCCUGAAUACCGAUCUUGUGGAAGAUCAAUGAUUCACAAGAGAUCUAAAGUUGAAUUCCACCCUCUUGGAGUUAUUGGUGCCAUUGUGUCAUGGAAUUAUCCUUUUCACAAUAUCUUUAAUCCAAUGCUGGCAGCAGUUUUUUCUGGAAAUGGCAUUGUGAUUAAGGUUUCAGAACAUGCAAGCUGGUCUGGAUGCUUCUACUUCCGCAUAAUCCAAUCUGCCCUUGCUGCUGUAGGAGCUCCUGAAAAUCUAGUUGAUGUCAUAACAGGGUUUUCUGAAACUGGGGAAGCACUUGUGUCUUCUGUUGACAAGUUAAUAUUUGUUGGAUCACCGGGUGUGGGUAAGAUGAUAAUGAGAAAUGCUGCUGAGACGCUUACACCAGUUACACUUGAACUUGGUGGAAAAGAUGCAUUUAUUGUAUGUGAAGAUGCUGAUGUGGAACAUGUCGCCCAAAUUGCUGUGAGAGCCGUUCUUCAGUCAAGUGGACAGAACUGUGCUGGGGCUGAGAGAUUUUAUGUUCACAAGGACAUUUACUCUUCAUUCAUCAAUCAAGUAUCUAAGAUUGUGAAAUCUGUUUCAGCUGGCCCACCGCUUGCUGGAAAGUAUGAUAUGGGUGCUAUAUGUAUGCAAGAGCACUCUGAAAGGCUUCAAAACCUUGUAAAUGAUGCCUUAGACAAAGGCGCAAAACUUGUUGUUCGGGGAAGUUUUGGCCAUAUAGGUGAAGAUGCAGUUGAUCACUUUUUUCCGCCUACUGUGAUUGAAAAUGUAAAUCACACGAUGAAGUUGAUGCAAGAGGAGGCAUUUGGACCAAUCAUGCCCAUAAUGAAGUUUAGCACUGAUGAAGAGGCUGUGAAACUAGCCAAUGACUCAAAAUACGGUCUUGGUUGUGCUGUUUUUUCUGGCAGCCAGCAUCGUGCUAGAGAGAUAACUUCCCAGAUACACUGUGGAGUUGCUGCAAUUAAUGAUUUUGCAUCAUCGUACAUGUGCCAGUCCCUGCCAUUUGGUGGUGUAAAAGACAGUGGAUUUGGAAGAUUUGCUGGUGUUGAAGGAUUGCGAGCAUGUUGUCUUGUAAAAUCAGUUGUUGAGGAUAGAUGGUGGCCCUACAUCAAAACCAAGAUACCAAAGCCUAUUCAGUAUCCUGUUGGAGAGAAUGGUUUUGAGUUCCAGGAGUCACUUGUUGAAGCACUCUACGGCCUGAACAUAUGGGACCGACUGCGAGCAUUGGUUACUGUUCUGAAGAUCCUUACUGAUCAAAACUCUCAUGCUAGCAGCAACAGUAAGAGAAGAGAUGACUGAGCCGCACGUGAGGGUUGGAGCAUUUACAUGGGUUAACAUAAUGCUUGAGAUAAUUUGGAUUUUGACUCCCUAUAGUAUCUCAAAAGUCCGGGCUAUUUUUGAGAAUUGCUUCCUGUUCUUUUUUUCUCUGUCUGCUCUUUUGUUCGAGUUGCAUAAUCAGGGUACAUUCCCCACAAAUAUCUUGUCGUUUGAAGGAAAUUAUGAAUGGAAAUAUAGGAAACAGGAUUUUUCA
Molecule: messenger RNA, 2296 nt
Organism: Rosa rugosa (rugosa rose)
Lineage: Eukaryota; Viridiplantae; Streptophyta; Magnoliopsida; Rosales; Rosaceae
Product: aldehyde dehydrogenase 22A1
Exons: 14
Coding region: 268-2064 (598 amino acids)
Molecular function (GO): aldehyde dehydrogenase (NAD+) activity
Source: RefSeq, a predicted model, not a curated record